This is a messenger RNA of Piliocolobus tephrosceles (Ugandan red Colobus), 1464 nucleotides long. It is a transcript of the gene CHRAC1, whose product is annotated as chromatin accessibility complex subunit 1. The transcript has 3 exons. Gene Ontology annotation, biological process: DNA-templated DNA replication; chromatin remodeling. NCBI's taxonomy places the organism in Eukaryota, Metazoa, Chordata, Mammalia, Primates, Cercopithecidae. Gene Ontology annotation, cellular component: nucleus; CHRAC. The coding region runs from base 198 to 593 and encodes 131 amino acids. The record is from RefSeq and is a predicted model, not a curated record. Gene Ontology annotation, molecular function: protein heterodimerization activity.
UGCGCAGAUGGGGCGCGCGAGGCAUCACGGAGCUCGUAGUCUCCCGGACGGGCCGCUCCAGGCCUCGCGGCGGCGCCUCCCCACACUACAACUCCCACGGGGCAGCGGGCACGGCUCCCCGCACCCACCGGCUGGCCGGCAGGGCAGCCACUUCGCGGUCGGGCCCGCCGGCUGCCGCCCGCGCGAGGGGCGGGAAGAUGGCGGACGUGGUCGUGGGCAAAGACAAGUGCGCGGAGCAGCGGCUCAUCUCGCUGCCUCUAUCCCGCAUCCGGGUCAUCAUGAAGAGCUCCCCCGAGGUGUCCAGCAUCAACCAGGAGGCGUUAGUGCUCACAGCCAAGGCCACGGAGCUCUUUGUUCAAUGUCUAGCCACCUAUUCCUACAGACACGGCAGUGGAAAGGAAAAGAAAGUACUGACUUACAGUGAUUUAGCAAAUACUGCACAGGAAUCAGAAACUUUUCAGUUUCUUGCAGAUAUAUUACCAAAGAAGAUAUUAGCUAGUAAAUACCUGAAAAUGCUUAAAGAGGAAAAGAGGGAAGAAGAUGAGGAGAAUGACAAUGAUAAUGAAAGUGACCAUGAUGAAGCUGAAUCCUAAACCAAAAAAGUGCUUUAAAAACCAGCCUGGCGAGGACUGCCCUGGACCCGCUCCACUGUCUAUAAGUAAACACAGCACUGCCCGCUUUUAGCAUCUUCACUUCACAGACUUCCAGUGCAUGAUAUUCUUUCAAGGUAUUCUUUCCAGGCCAAGAUCGAGCGCCUCAUGCACCUGCGCCACAAACAGCCAGAGGGAAAGUGACCCAGACAGCAGUCCCUCCUUGACAGGCCCACCCUGCAGCUCAGGCACCAAGAAAGCAGCCGAUACUGGCAGCCAUUGCAGCUCCAAACUGCAGAGGCAAAGCCAAUUUUAACUUUUCAAUUUACAGUCGAUUUUGAAGAACUUCGAUGUAUCAGUUAUGUAAAUUCAUGUAUGUAUAUUUUGGAAUCAGUUCUUAUAAACAGCUCGAUUCAGUUUUAGCUAAAUAUAUAGUUUAUAGGACGUAUAUUUGAAUUUUUAUCUUAAGUUGACUGUUCAGAUAUUUUUCUACUGUAAAGAAAUAUACUUUUCUAUUAAAGAAAAGAAUUUUCUAUUAAAGAAUUACUGUACAUAUUUUUACAGUAAAAUGCUUUAUGGAACUAGUUUUAACUGCCUGCAAAUUUUGAGAAACUUAAAAAUAAGCAUUCUAACACUUUUAUUACCACAGAAAAAUUCCAAGUCAAAUUAUCAAAUCAAAUACAAAAAUAAGUCUCACCUCUUGUAUAAGCAUGUUGUGCUAAAAAAAAGUUUUGAAACAUUUUGUAUAUUGAAGAUCUCUCAUCUUCCUGUUCUUUGCUUUAAAUUCCUGGCACUUGUUUGUACUGUCUCGAAGAGAAAACCUAUCAUAAGCCUAUUUUUUUUUUUUUUUUAACCCCCCAUAGGGUAAAUGUUU